Messenger RNA from Girardinichthys multiradiatus, 2287 nucleotides. RefSeq names its product methyltransferase 13, eEF1A lysine and N-terminal methyltransferase (gene mettl13). The coding region runs from base 83 to 2167 and encodes 694 amino acids. NCBI's taxonomy places the organism in Eukaryota, Metazoa, Chordata, Actinopteri, Cyprinodontiformes, Goodeidae. The transcript has 9 exons. The record is from RefSeq and is a predicted model, not a curated record.
CUUUAAUAAACCUAAGAAGAAGAGUAGGAGGUUCCAUGCGGAGUAAAAACAGUGCUGGAAAGUCCAUACCGCAGAAGAUAACAUGAGCCUCUUACCUCGCACCGCCGAGGAGUUCAGCUCUGCUGAUUACUGGGAGAGGUUCUUUAAGAAGCGGGGAGAGAGGGCUUUUGAGUGGUACGGAGACUACAACAAACUCUGCGGCAUCCUCCACAAAUAUAUCAAAUUGCAGGAUAAGGUGCUGGUUGUUGGCUGCGGUAACUCUGAGCUGAGUGAGCAGCUGUAUGAUGUUGGCUACAAACACCUGACUAACAUAGACAUCAGUGAGACCGUGGUGGCUCACAUGAACCAGCGAAAUGCAGAACGCAGACCUGACCUGACGUUCCACCAGGUGGAUGCCACCCAGACCCCCUAUGAGGAUGCCAGCUUCCAGGCUGCUCUGGACAAAGGCACUCUGGAUGCAGUGGCUUCUGAAGAGGAAGGAGCUCUGGCCAGGAGGAUGAUCGCUGAGGUGAGCCGGGUCCUUAGAGUCGGAGGGCGGUAUGUCUGUGUGACUCUGGCUCAGGAGAGUGUGAUCAAGCUGGCUGUCGAUCAUUUUGUUCAACUCGGCUGCGCCGUCAGGCUCCACUGCUUGCAGGAAGAAAGGGGGAAAGAAGAAGAAGACGCCUUCGCUCUACCUGUUUUUGUCCUCAUCUGCACCAAGUUCCGCCAACCGAUGCCUACUCCCAUUCUUGAGAUGUGUAUCGGAGAUGAUGGAGCACCUGUCAGGCACACAGGAGUGUGUGAGCUUUUGUCUGCCGUGAGGGAGUAUCAGGGCUAUUCUGUUCUGAGGAAGAGACUUCGUACAAGUACAGAUCCUAGCUCCAAUCUGUGCCUGACUCUCUGUGACGCCAAGGCAGGCCUUCCCAGAUACACUCUCACAGUGCAAGAUUGUCCACCUGGAGCCAAAGUGCCAAGACCGAACCAGUUUGCCAUAUUCAUAGUGCCCAGAGGGAGUGAGACAGCUUGGCUCUACAGCUCGACUGAGGGCAGGAGGCAGCUGGCUGCAAGCGCCAACUUUCGUCGCCUGGUUGUCGUUUCAAUGCACAGGAAUCAGGAGUACACAGACAUGCAAGCAGUCCAAUCAGAACUCUCACCAGUCGUAAUGGACUUGGCUCCACCGGGUAUGCCAACCAACCAGCAGGUGCCGUUUCUGUCAGUGGGAGGUGGUCUCGGUUGGCGAGAGGAGGUCAGCAGGGGCGUGAGUCAGCUUAGUGGGGAGUACUGUGUGGAAAACGUCCGAGGGGAAGACGGAGAACUCUAUCGCAGACUCGUGUUCCUGUCCAACAUUUCCUUGGUUCAGUCAGAGAGCCGACUCGUCUCUUCAACUACGGCAGCAUCAAGUCAUAAGAAGAAGAACAAAAAGAAGACCAAGGCAGCAUCUACAGCAGUAACACUUUCAGCCGGUGUGUCAGUGGACAGCGGCUUCCUCUGCUGUGCUCAUCAUGAGGUCAUGGUGGCAGGACUUUCUAUGCUUGGAGUAGGAACACCACAGAACAAAGAUGAUCCAGUUUCAGUGAUCCUGGUGGGCCUUGGUGGAGGAGGCCUGCCUCAGUUCCUCCGGGACUUUGUGCCUAAUGCUACUGUUGAGGUUGUAGAACUGGACCCUGUUGUGCUAGAGGUGGCCAAAGAAUGGUUUGGAUUCCGACCCGACGAUCGUCUGACCGUCACUCUCGGGGAUGGCCUGGAACGCAUCUGUUCCCUGGAGAAAGAAGGUGGUCAUUUGUUUGAUGUCAUCAUGUUUGAUGUAGACAAUAAAGACAGCUCUUUGGGGAUGAGCUGUCCUCCCGCUGGUUUUGUGGAGACGCCUGUUCUGCAGAAAGUUUUCAACCUGCUGACUCCCAGAGGUCUGUUUAUAUUGAACCUUGUGUGCCGUGACCCAGUCCUGAGGAAAAACGUGCUUGAGCGUGUCAGGAGUGUGUUUCCCACCAUCCUCUCUCGAAAGAUCGCCGAGGAGAUCAACGAAGUCCUCCUGUGCUCCAGAGAAGAAAAGGAUGCCGCCCACAUCCUUCCAUCCAUGAGCCAAGCAGCCAAGAAUUUUCAGAGCAUGUUGUCCGCUGACAGAACCAAACCCAAACAAAGGCCACAUAUAGAUAUUGCAGAGAUGUUAGAAAACCUGAAAAUAGAGUAAAGUUUUAAUUGUAGGUUUAAUUGUAAGUUAAUAUACUGAGAAGAAAGCUGAAUGCGCUUUUGUAUUAUUAUUAUUAUUAUAAUGUACCACUAAUAAAUGUAAGGUACAUUUUCACUUUCA